AGCAGCGACCCGACCCCGACCCCGACCCCGACCCGAUUUUGUUGCAAUCAUUAGGCUACACAAACUUUCUCAUACCUAAGGAACAAAAUAAUGAGAUCGGAUCUCCUUGCCUAAGUCGGCCGCUCUCCGAAUUCAUAUCAGCUUGCAGAGCAGAGCCCAAUACAUCGGGCAAGAAAUCACACACACAGCCUGACAGUUCAGCUCGUUGAAAUACGCUCCCAGGGCUGAAGAUUACUGCGUACAUUUGCAGAUGGUCCUACAGCAUCGAUGAACGCCGGGCUCUGCCUAUUCGCCUUUCUCUUACAUCUCCGCAUGCCGUGUUCUCCGGCGAGAGCAUCUCUCCCUUGACCGAUCUUCACGAUGGCGGACAUUCAAGACGGCCAGGCGCCAGCACCGGAUGUCAUGAACGAUCCGCAAUACACCACGAACUUUGAUGAUGGCGAAGAUGGAUCCGGGGACGCAGAUACUUGUAGGAUAUGUCGGGCCGAGGGCAGCGACGCAGAACCUCUCUUCCAUCCUUGCAAAUGCAGUGGGAGUAUCAAGUUCGUACACCAGGACUGCUUGAUGGAAUGGCUGUCACAUUCGCAAAAAAAGCACUGCGAGCUUUGCAAGACCCCCUUCAGGUUCACGAAGCUGUACUCCCCGAACAUGCCAAAAUCUCUUCCUCUGCCCGUACUUGCACGACACGUUGUCAUUCACACCGUCAAGAAUAUUGCAACCUGGUUGAGAUUCUUGGUGGUGAUUACCGUUUGGCUAGGAUGUCUCCCCUUUGUCAUUCGGCAGGUAUGGCGACUGCUGUUCUGGUUUAGCGAUGGAGGGUGGCCUUCGAACUAUCUCCCAGCCAACACCACCAAUGACUCUUCGUCGGUCAAAGCACUGGAGAUGGCACGAGAGAUUCAGAAGCUGUCGAAGAUAGCUGGAAACGGCACAUCCCCUGUCACCCCGUUGCAGGACAACCAGACCACAUCUGCCAGUAUGGGAGGUUUGGUGGACAAGCUUAUGGGUUUGUUGCUGCCAGUAUCUCAAACGCUGAACAUCAGUGAAUCCGAUCCCUUACUUGCUGGCUUACUAAAGUCUGUGUACUACGGUCUAGGUAUUCAAAAUGUGGUCGCUCCCGAGGGUGCAAAUGCAAGCGUACCACAUAACUUCAUUAGCGCAUCUGCUGAAACUCGGCAUUCAUCACUCCUGAGUGAUGUUUCAUUUUUGCGGAAUUUGACGAGACACUCAUACAUCAAUCAGCUUGUCAUUACGAUAGCCGAAGGAUAUGUUAUCACAAUACUUGUUGUUGUCUGCUUCAUUCUCGUAUUUCUUAUUCGGGAAUGGGUUGUUCAACAACAGCCGGGUAUCAAUAUAGGUGCUGGCUUUAACGCAGAAUUUCCAGCGCCUGACCGGGCAAGGGAUCAACAUGCAAAUCGAGAAGCAGGCCAAGAUGCUCUCCGUCGGGUUGAUGGUGACAAUCUUGUCGAGAAUGCUCAGGACCUGAGAGAUAUUGGAAGACGGCCAAUGGCAAGACCACGUCGAAGGAUCAAUCACUUGGACGAUGUGAUUGAAUUUCCUCCUAACGAUACCGAACUUCUGGAGGAUAUGCGCAAUGGGAAUGAGGAACUUCGGGAUGAUAUCCGCUAUCUGGAAGAAGGUUCUGCUUCGCUGCUUCGACCUGCGCCAGUUCGGGAUGCUCUCACACCAGCUGCCGAAAUCCAACGAGCUAUUACUGAAGAACCAAGAAUGACGGAAGAGUUUCUUGCUAUAUGGCGGCGGGCGGACAACGAUCCUUCAGAAGUUCUGCGUAUCAUCGAGAGAGAAGACAAGAGUGACCAGAUGCGGUAUUGGGUCAAUGCUAUGAAGCUGCGUACCAAGCAAGACUCUCAAGCCGCUGGGCUGCAUGCACCCACUGUUCCUCCUCCAAACAUCGCCACCCAGGCGGAGGCGAGCGUUGGGUCUAUUUCUCCCUUCCUGGACCCGGACCGACAGGUCCAUGAGACCACGAAACAAACAGGAUCCCUGGUAGGCAGUGGUCGGAGCAGAGCUAGCUCUGAUAGCUGGGAGGACGUUGAGCCACUUAGCCUCCAGCAACAUAGACAUCCGCUAGACAACUCGCAAAACGAUGCAGAUACAGAAGAUCAGUCUCCAAGCAAAGGAAAGGGCAGAGCGAUUGAUGAGCCAAUAGAAGAAGAGAGUUUGAACACCAGUCUUCAGGAACGGGUCGAAAAGGGUACUUCGCCAAGAUUGAAGGGCCGAGGAGGACGCAACAACAUCUUGGAUCAGAAUAUUGGCUCGGCAGAGUUCUCCAGCCUCCCUUGGUUACACUCAGGAAUCAAUACUUCCUCUCAACAGAAUUCUUCCAGACCACGUGCUGUGUCGGAUGGGCCUCAGAUACGCGAUACGAUAUCUCCCCUGGCACACAACAAUUGGAGCUUUUCGAAUCUGGACGCCACUGAAGGGCAAGCUAAUGGUAGGUCCCCUCCAACUGCCACGAGCGACGAGAACAGUAGGCCCAUUGUCGCACGCGGUGUGCAGCUAAAUUCUAGAGCUCACGACGCAGUUUCUGAGAUCCCCAGAGCAGGAUCAUCUGAAGGAGCGAAGCAGGCUUGGAAAGCUGCACAAGACCUUCGAGUUCAGCAGGCCAUAGAAAAAGCUAGAGAAGCACAGAAGCUGAAAGCAGAACGUCAAGCUGAGGAUACUAUGCCUUCGGUCCCUCUAGCAUCUGACCAUGAAGGUCCACUUCAAAUUGUCGGCCAAGAUGGUAUCACACGAACUGCCCAAAACUGGGAUGAAGUAUUCGACGCAAACCCUGUUGACUCAGAGUCAGAGUCCGAGAUUGGUAUAAAUGCAGCUCCAGCUCCCUUUGAAGCGCAACCUCAUCAUCCUGAGAACCGCGAAGCUUUAGCCCCACGCCAUGUCGAGCCUGAAGGCAUCUUCGGACGCGUUGCAGACUUUCUUUGGGGGGGUGUCGGUGAAGACCGACCUCGUGAAGACUUGGGCGCGAAUGAUGAGCAAAUCGUACAUGACCUAGCGGCUGAGGCUCCCUUUGUGCCCGUCGCACACCACGAUCACUUUGAGGACGAUGAUGAGUUUCCGGAGCCUGACCAAGACGUUGUCGAUGCUGCAAUCGCCGCUGGGUUAGAUCCAAAUGAUCCCGAUGCGAUGGAAGAUGCCGAGGACUUUGAGGGCAUCAUGGAACUUGUAGGGAUGCGUGGACCGCUUUUCAGCCUUGUUCAGAAUGCCCUUUUCAGCGCGUUCUUGCUGGCCUUGACGGUUGCAAUCGGUAUUUGGAUUCCAUACAACAUCGGCAGGGUAUCUCUGCUUUUAACCGCCAAUCCUGGCCCGGCCAUCAAAUUACCUUUGCGAUUGAUAUUCGCUUGUGCGGCAUUUCUGCAAGAUCUUGCGUUAUCUAUACUCGGUGCGGUGUCGUAUCUCACCCUUUGGCUCCUUUCAGUGCCGUUAAAGCUCUUAUCACCAUACUCUCCUGCCGUUCGGACUACAGUGGCAGCGAAAGGGCUCGCACUGAGUUCGACAGCCAUGAAUCUCUCUCAUGAUGCUGUCAAUCGGAUGUUGAACGAGACGCAGAGCAGCCUUACUCAUAUUCUCGAUUCUGAAAUAUUUGUCUUCUCCGCUGCUUCACAUGAGUCCUUGAUCUCACUAAGAUCAUUCGUCCUCGACAGCCUUGCUAGCAUCGGUAGUACUGUCAUUUAUAUCUUUACAGGGGAUUACCAUGUGAGUUUGGGAGGCAUAUGGAGCGUCUUAGCUGGGGCAGCAAACUACAUUUGGGCCCUAAUCGCAGGAUUGCCCACGCUUCUUGUAAGGCCAGACUCUUGGGUAAUCAGCCUUGAAGUUGGGAAGCGAGCAGCUCCUCUCGAUCCUGACCUCAGCGUUUGGGAUGGUACAGACCGUUUCUGGGCAAUAUUUGCAGGUUACACGGCUCUGUGCCUUCUUGGGACGCUUUAUGUCAAGAAAGGAUCGCCGUUCUCAACAAGUCAAGUGGGGCGUGAGUGGGAAGCCACAAUUAUUGACUUGCUCAACCAAGCCGGGGGGGUCAUGAAGGUGAUUUUGAUCAUCAGUAUUGAGAUGCUGGUGUUCCCACUCUACUGUGGCCUUCUUCUCGACGCUGCCCUUCUUCCACUUUUCGAGAAUACAACGAUCAUGUCUCGACUUGUUUUCACUAUAAAAUCCCCCCUCACUUCCAUCUUUGUACACUGGUUUGUGGGAACAUGUUACAUGUUCCACUUCGCGCUCUUUGUUUCGAUGUGUCGGAAGAUCAUGCGAAAAGGAGUAUUAUACUUUAUCCGCGAUCCUGACGAUCCGACAUUCCAUCCUGUACGAGAUGUUUUGGAGCGAAAUGUAGCAACACAACUUCGAAAGAUCCUUUUUAGUGCCCUGGUAUACGGCGGUCUUGUCGUCAUCUGCUUGGGCGGCGUUGUUUGGGGAUUGGCAUAUGCAUUCAAUGGCGUUCUACCUAUCCACUGGUCAUCAAAUGAACCAGUACUGGAAUUCCCAAUCGAUCUCCUCUUUUAUAAUUUCUUGAUGCCUUUGGCAGUCAAGUUCUUCAAGCCUUCGGAUGGGUUGCAUGCCAUGUAUGGUUGGUGGUUCCGCCGGUGUGCGAGAAUGCUUCGGCUUACCUGGUUCAUGUUUGAUGAGAGGAAGCUGGACGAAGAGGGCUAUAAUGUUCGCCGCACUUGGACAGGCAUCUUCAAACACGCGACAGCGGAGCCCCCGAAGAAAAUCAAAACCGAUGAUAUUGAGCAGCCUUUCCUCGAAGACCCAGAACUGAAUGUAUAUUUCCGCAGCGAUGGCCGGUAUGUUAGAGCACCUGCAUCGGACCAGGUGAGAAUACCGAAGGGUGUAGGAACGUUUCUCGAAGUCAACGAGGCGAAUGAGCGAAUCGAUGGCAAGAAGGAACGUGAUGGCGUUCAUAGCAAAUCAUCCACGCACUUCAAGCAGGUCUACAUCCCUCCUUGGUUUCGCACGCGGAUCUUCCUCUUCAUCGUCUCCAUUUGGCUUUUCGCAGCUCUCACUGGAGUGUCUAUCACGAUUGUUCCCCUGGUUCUUGGGCGUCAUAUCUUCGCUAAGAUCAUACCAGCGCAUGUCCGCAAGAACGAUGUCUAUGCAUUUUCGAUUGGCAUCUACAUCCUAGGUUCAGCCUUGUACGCAAUUAUACAUGCUAAACAGUUCUACUUCUACAUCAAGAACACGAUCAACAUCAAUGCGGAGACACCUCAGAAUGUACGCCGCCGCGCGGUCACAGUCGCGUCUCGAAUCGGACGCAUUGCAUGGACAUACACGGCAUUCCUCUUCAUUCUACCUACUCUUUUCUCCUUUCUUGUCGAAUUCUACCUGAUUGUACCGCUGCAUACAUAUUUUGCGAUCGAAGAGCGACACGUGAUGCACUUCGUCCAAAGCUGGACUCUGGGUCUGCUUUACGUCAAGCUCACUACGCGAAUUAUUCUUUGGCAUGAGGAUUCUCGGCCAGCUCAAUCGCUACGUGCCAUCACACGGAAUGGAUACCUGGAUCCAGAUGCCCGUCUUGCAACUCGAAGCUUCAUCCUUCCCGUUGGGCUCAGCCUCUGCUUCGCACUCGCGUUUCCUUGGGCAUGCGUAACAAUUGCAACAAUCACUGUCCUUCGAGAUCGUCCAGAGAAGCACCUCGUGGCAUACCGAUACGCAUACCCCAUGUGCUUCUGUUUCUGCUGCAUAGUAUACGCGCUUUACAUCCUCCUCAGCUGGGUGAAGGACUGGAGAAUGAAGAUCCGGGACGAGGUCUACUUGAUUGGCGAGCGGCUGCACAACUUCGGAGACCGGAAAUCGAGCGCCAGUGGUGUCAGCGUCCCAAGUGUGCGGAGGAUCGAGACUUGAUUUUGGACACGAACGAAUGGUAUUCUGGUCAAUGAAGAUGAAUACAUGACUUUACGGUAUAGGAGGGAGUUGGGAAGAGACAUGAGGCGUUGGAGGGCUUUAUACCAUGCUUGGCAGCUGUGUUUUACUUGCUUUUAUGGUCUUCUAGAAAUUGAGAAUAGAAAUUUAAUCGCGAAAUGAACAUAG
This is a messenger RNA of Cadophora gregata, 6036 nucleotides long. RefSeq lists its product as uncharacterized. The transcript is spliced from 3 exons. The record is from RefSeq and is a predicted model, not a curated record. Gene Ontology annotation, cellular component: endoplasmic reticulum membrane. Bases 361 to 5850 code for a protein of 1829 amino acids. Lineage: Eukaryota; Fungi; Ascomycota; Leotiomycetes; Helotiales; Ploettnerulaceae. Gene Ontology annotation, molecular function: zinc ion binding.